Messenger RNA from Centruroides sculpturatus (bark scorpion), 2076 nucleotides. RefSeq lists its product as uncharacterized. Bases 327 to 1610 code for a protein of 427 amino acids. The transcript is spliced from 3 exons. The record is from RefSeq and is a predicted model, not a curated record. Gene Ontology annotation, cellular component: cytosol. Gene Ontology annotation, biological process: neurogenesis. Lineage: Eukaryota; Metazoa; Arthropoda; Arachnida; Scorpiones; Buthidae.
CGAUGUAAAAUAUAAAAGCUUUGAUUGUGAAGUUACUUCAACGUCAUGCUGUUACUCGUAAGCACAUAAUGGCCCACUUAGUUAUAUGCUAAUUUCUUAGAAACGUGUAUGUGAGAUCACAAAAAUUUCACCUAUAAAGCCAGUUUUAUUGUCGGAUAUACAUAAUGUACAAGUAAUGCAAUUAAAAAAUUAAGUGCUCCUGCGGAGAGGCGGUGACGUCAAAGUCAUGGGGCAUCUACAUCCAAUUACCGUGAGGAUUUAUUUCUACUGUUGUCUCCGUUCUUCGACGUCAACUCGAGAGUUUAGUGCGGAAAAGAGCCGAAGAAAUGGCGGAUCAAGAGGUGCAGAGUGGGAUUUCUUCGAGUGAAAUACGAAUCCGAAACGUAGAAAACGAAGAAAUUAUUAUAUCAGGAGCUCAAUUAAAGAAAGUCCUGAACACGAAUUUAGAACUUCUCCUUACAUAUGAUGAAAAUUCGAAAGUACUGUUUAUGCCUUUUCCAAUCGAGACCAUCAGACAAUUCGUUACUUAUGUACAGACGGACGAUCCCGGACUGACCUCUUUUACACACGCAUUCGAUCUGUAUCAUCUGAGUUUAAGAUACGAGUUAGACGAUUUAAGAAAGAAAUGCAGAUCAUUUAUCAUUCGCCAAAUAAAUCUGCAUAAUGUCUGUGCAAUCCACGAUUUUGCACGUGAAAUCGGUGAUCUGGCCAUAACUUAUUAUUGCUGGCAAGCUUUCGACUAUCACGGAGAAAGACUAUUUGCAACAGACGACUUUAUGUGCUGUAAAAUUGCAACAAUUGAUAGACUGCUAUCUCGAGCGAUAUAUGAAUCUGUCAGUGAAUUGCGUUUACUCGAAGCCGUGUAUCAGUGGAGCAUAGAAGAAGUUCAAAGAAAAUUAGGUGCAGAGAACAUCCACUCAAUGAAUGAAGAAUCGAAAAUAAACGUAAUAAGAAAUGUUAUGCAGCCAUUUAUUGGAAAAGUCAGAUUUCUUGCUAUGAAAGAAUACGAAUUGCAAUCUUGUGUUUUUACAAUGAACUUGUUAAGCGAAUUAGAAAAGAUUCAUAUCUGGCAUGCUUUUAAGACUGGUAAUUAUUCUUUUUAUCCCAGUUACUUCAGUCGAGAAACAAAAACCAGAAGUGGAAUAAAUUAUUUUAGCUUGUUCUCGUACGUAAAUCGUGGAGUUCCUUUUAUGGUCGCAAACAGAAAGAUGGAAGGUUACAUAAAUUUUAGCAGCCAAGUAGCUGUGUGGGAAGAUUGUUACGUCACGGCUCUUCGAUUUCCGGUGAAGCUUCGCGAAUGUUUUCGAAUAUGCGUACACGGGUAUAUUAACUCUUUGGACAACAUGCAGUUUUCGUUUGAUACCAUAUGCAAUUCAGAGGGAGUAGCAGAUCUGGAAACGAAGUUUUAUCUAAAGAAAUAUUGGUCAAUUCGUUUCUUUGCUUUCUUUUACCGCGCUGAAUAUGUCCAACCCGAUAUCGAGUUUUCAUUUGAACUGAGUAACUUCGUGAGCGACGAAGGAACAGAUGCCAGGAAAUUUGAAGACAAAUUUCUAACCUGUGACAGAAACCUUGUGAAUAAUAUUUAUUUUUCGGUUGAUUUAUAUUUUUGAAGUCAAAAGUUUCUGUGGAAAAAAGCGAAAUCUAAACGAGAAUAUAAUGUAAAGUUAAUUCGAAUGUGAUUAUUUCUUACUGUAUCGCUGUAAAAUUUCCUUAAAAUGUGUGUACGUGAAUGAGAUAAUGAAUUUAUCGGAUUUACAGAACACAAAAUGUUAAUUUAAAGUGGUAAUUAAUGUAACUUUUCUUUCUGAAAUGUAAAUUGUCAACGCCGUAUUCUGUUAUUCCAGAAAGACUUAUUGAUUUUGUAUUCAGGUAAUUUUAUGAAAAUUAUAUGUACAGGUACAGUACUAUGCAUUUGUACUUUUAUAUUAACAUUAAGACUCAUUCCGAUUACCUCAAUCUAUUACAAGUAACACGUUCAGAAAUAUAUAAUAAUCUUUAACUAAAUUUCGUAAAAACCGUGCGUCGUAGUAAUACAUUAAGCAAUUUUUUAUGAUUAAUAAAUAUUUUACGAUAUUC